Messenger RNA from Melampsora larici-populina 98AG31, 717 nucleotides. RefSeq lists its product as uncharacterized. NCBI's taxonomy places the organism in Eukaryota, Fungi, Basidiomycota, Pucciniomycetes, Pucciniales, Melampsoraceae. The transcript is spliced from 3 exons. The record is from RefSeq and is a predicted model, not a curated record. The coding region runs from base 1 to 717 and encodes 238 amino acids.
AUGAGCUGCUCCAACGCUUUCCCCACCGCUUUUCUUAACUCAGUGUAUGGUCCACAUGUUUCUCGUAAACGUACCAUUGCUCAUAUCGAUAACUCGGUUUGCGUUUCCGAUCUGGCCCCUGUAGCUCACAUCAAGCGUGCCCGAAUUGUACGACCUCAACCUCAAGGGUUUAUAUAUACCAGCACAGGAGUGACUACAAGUUCCCAAGAUUUCGCUUACGUCGGUAGUGGCAGCGAGGUGAUCCGAAGAUCCUACCCAAACAUGAACUUCUUGAUCACAAACCAUCAGGAAACCACACGACAUGAAGAUUUCGAGGCAUUCAAGUUGCAAUUGGCAUUGGAGUUAUUGAUGGGACCUGCACCUCCUAGCUUAAUGAGCGGAAAUCAAACCAGUCCCAGUACAUCGACUUCUUCACUUCCUUCAUCACUGAACCCAUCUCCAACGGUGCCAUUUAGGCAGACGACAUCAUAUCCUCAUCGACCUCCUAACCCAGCAAUAGAGAGGAGAAGACCGAUGCCCCUGUCAUUCGUAAAUGUGCCGAAUGAAGAUCCUCACCAGUUUGAAAGGUCACAGAUGAUUGAAGCAAAGGGAAAAGAAGGGGUUUCACAGAGUUCAAGUCUUAAGUCGGUAGAAGAAAAAGAUGAAGAUAAAAAAAUACUGAAUGAUCUUCAGAAUUUAUUUCCAUCUUAUCAAUAUCCUCCGCCACUCUCAUGGUAG